UGAUGAUGCAAGCACCAUUUGAUGAGCUUAGCCAAACAAGCCCAUUUUCUUUCAAACGUGGCUGCCAUUUCUUCAAUCAUCCUUCUUAAUGAGAAGCAAAGCAGUAUGAAAUAAUCACGUCAGAAAAGUAGUAUUGAUUUAAAGGUUUAUUAUUAUUGCUGUGUGGAUGUUUAGUUUGCACUCCUAAUUGUCUUUUCUUUUUCAGGAAGCUCAUGUCGGAGGAAGUGGCAUCUUCCAGGCCGAGGGCACGUUUUGCUCGAUUUGGCAGCACGCUCGGCCUGGUAAUUAGCUGCUAAGCCUCUCUGAUGGAAGGAGGUCAAGAGGAGAAGACAAACACAAGAAAUCAGAGAGAGCAACAAAAGGCCAACCACUCUGGACGCAGUUCUGACUCCUUUUCUCGCCCUGGGGGGACGCAUAAAGCAUGUCCAAGGCAGGAGAGAGAAUUCCAUCGACGAUUUCUGCAGACUCCACUUCAACAGAUGGCAAAAGUGGAACGGCCUGGUCUCAGGGGUCUCCGUCGGGAUCGGUGUCCGAGACGCCGAAGAAGUCCUCCAAAAAGUCCACGAAAAGCGACGACAGCAUGAACAAAGUCUACAACUCUGUGCUCAACAGUGUUUUCGGGGCUGAGAGGGAAUUAGCACAAGGGGAAUUAGACGAGCUGCAAGAAGCCUUCAAGGAGUUUGACUACGACCAAGAUGGCUACCUGAACUACAAAGAUGUGGCCGAAUGCAUGAGGACCAUGGGAUACAUGCCCACUGAGAUGGAGCUGCUGGAGAUAGUGCAGCAGAUCAAAAUGAGGAUGGGUGGGCUCAUGGACUUUGAAGACUUUACUGAACUAAUGGGACCGAGAAUGAUGGGCGAGACAGCAGACAUGCUGGGACUCAAGGAGCUCCAAUCAGCAUUCUUGCAGUUUGACCUGGAUGGAGAUGGGAAGAUCAACCAGGACGAGAUGAAGGAGGCGGCCAAGAGCCUGCUGGGGGAGAAGCUGAAGAAAGGAGAGCUGGAGGAGAUCCUCAAUGAGUUGGACAUCAAUGCAGAUGGAAACAUUGACUUUGAAGAAUUUGUCAUGAUGCUCUCCAUCCGCUAGCGGCUGCACGAGCGCGCAGAAUCCGGCCCUGCAACAAUGACUAGCAAUAAUGUAGUGCAACAUACACAUUGCGAGACUAAUCGGGAUUCGUUUGAUGCGACAUGUCAAUAAAGUUGAAGGUUGAAUAUGUUUAGCUAUUUGAAUAAAGAAAUCCAAACUG
This is a messenger RNA of Phycodurus eques (leafy seadragon), 1247 nucleotides long. Its product is annotated as calcium-binding protein 2. The transcript has 8 exons. NCBI's taxonomy places the organism in Eukaryota, Metazoa, Chordata, Actinopteri, Syngnathiformes, Syngnathidae. Bases 422 to 1087 code for a protein of 221 amino acids. Gene Ontology annotation, molecular function: calcium ion binding. The record is from RefSeq and is a predicted model, not a curated record.